GUAUUGAACAUCACUAAGUCCGCCCGCCAUAUUUCUAUUUUCUGUAGCAUUUUUUUGUUCAUGAUUUCGGAGCCUUGAAUGUUAUCGUUUUCUUUAAUUUAUCUAGUGCAAUUAGUUUUGUGUAUUAAAUAUCCUGACUAGACUAAGCUCAAGUCAUCGCAAGAUUUGGAGAUAUCACAAUGAAGAGGGACGCUUACGCCGACGACGGUCCAUCCAUGAAAAGGCAACGGCAAACUGACGACGAAGUCACUUUUCUGAUUCCGAGUAAGGUGGCUGGCUCCAUCAUCGGAAAAGGUGGCACUAAUAUUUCAAAAUUAAGAAAUCAGUACAAUGCCUCUAUUACAGUCCCAGAUUGCCCCGGCCCCGAACGGGUAUUAUCUAUAACAGCUGCGGACGUAGAGACGAUUUUAGAAAUCGUUAAAGCUAUUUUGCCGAAUUUGGCCGAUGGAGGACCAAGAAGUAGUGGCAAUGAAGAUUUGGAUGUUCGUCUACUGAUUCAUCAAAGUCGAGCUGGCUGCGUUAUCGGCAAGGCUGGUGCGAAGAUCAAGGAAUUGCGAGAGAAAACCGGUGCGCGACUGAAGAUAUUUUCUAGUCCGGCGCCGCAGAGCUCUGAGCGGGUGGUGCAGCUGGUGGGCAAGGCUGACGCGGUCGCGGCCGGUAUUCGCGAGGUGCUCGACCUCAUACGACAGGUGCCGAUCAAAGGUUCGAUCCAGAAUUACGAUCCGCAUAAUUACGAUGAUUUCUACGCGGACGAGUACGGUGGUUUCGGUGGGGGGCAGGGGGGAGGUGGAAGCAGUGGUGGACGAGCGGGCCCGCGGGGCGCUCCACCACGUGGCGGCGCACCAGGGCGUGGGCCUCCAAUGGGGCCAGGCAGAGGACCUCGGGGCCCUCCCAUGAACCGCGGCCCGCCGGGGCCCAGGGCAGGGUUCAACGACUUCGGUGGUCCGGGUGGGCCUGGACCGCGCGGAUUCAACGGCCCCCCUCGUGGCAACUUCGGAGGCGGCGGCGGCAACUUUGGUGGUGGCGGUGGCAACUUUGGCCGCGGCGAAGGCGGCGGCCGCGGUAACUCCUCCGGCAAUUUCAGUAGCAAUGGUGGUGGCCAACAGGACACCACUACACAAGUUACCAUACCGAUUGAUCUCGCCGGCGCCAUAAUCGGUCAAGGCGGAUCGCGGAUCCGUAAGAUCCGCGCGGAGAGUGGAGCCCGCAUAGAGAUCGCGGAGCCCCUGCCCGGAUCCAACGAUCGUAUCAUUACCAUCACUGGCACGCAACAACGCAUACAGAUGGCACAGUACUUGCUGCAACAAAGUGUUCACGAGAGCAACUUGAAUCACGGCCGCGGCAACUUCUGAUUCCGAUAGCCAGUUUAAUAAAAUAUUUUUACUCCGAAGCUUUAUUUAGUAGUCUCCAAACUCCAGAAUCAUUGUAAUAGUGAGGCUCAUUACAUGUAAAAUUUUGUUAAUAAAUUUGUAUCAAAUU
Messenger RNA from Diatraea saccharalis (sugarcane borer), 1479 nucleotides. NCBI's taxonomy places the organism in Eukaryota, Metazoa, Arthropoda, Insecta, Lepidoptera, Crambidae. The record is from the annotation of a GenBank genome assembly.